CACUCUUAUUGCCGCUUGUCUUGUAGUGUUGGAUUUCGGUCUGAACAACACACAAUUGAACAAAAAAUGGCCAUUGAGCCAAACCCAACGUUACCGGCAGCUGCCCAGCAAGCUCCCGUCGAACAAGAUGCGCGGGAAAGGCUGGACAACGCCUCUGUGGGCUCAGGCAGCGCCAGUCGAGGUGGACCGGACAUGAGCAAAGGGCCCAUUGCCGUAUUCAACGUGCCCAAGGAGAAACAGGAACAAGAACACCAACGCCAUGACAACGAGGCUGCCGCCGGUGUUGCGACCGAGAUUGCGCCGGCCAUGCCGUACAUCUCAAGCUCGCCAGGUCCUUCAUCAGGCGAGCAGUCGGGGGCGGAGGUGGAUGCGGAGCAACAAGCCACAGUCGGCGAAUUUCCAGGUCGACGUGCCGGUCUGAGCAGCACACUCCCUCUUGCUGCCGGCGAAUUGCCGCCUCCACCCACCAUCGCCGGGAUUCGUCUCCACGAGGAGCCGGAUGCAACUGGCAAAGGCGUUCCAAGUUCUGCCGGAGUCGUCGCUGUUGGAGCCGGUGCGGGUGACGGCGGCGGCAACGAGCAAGGCCGCGAAAGUUCCGACUCCGAGAACAUGAACGCCAAACAGUCGGACGCGAUGCGAAAUGUGCUCAACCUGCCCGACCUGAUCAUUACGCUCCAGGAUGUGAGUUACUGGAUUCCGACACCGCGUCGCUCACUGAAGGAGCUGAUGUCUCGGAAGAAGAAGCCGAGUUCGGGCCAAGUUGUUCCCGAGCGUCCCAAGCGCAUCUAUCUCCUCAACCACAUCACCGGCACCAUUCGGCCGAAACAAAUGACCAUGCUGAUGGGCAAGAGUGGUGCCGGCAAAUCGACCCUUCUUGAUGUCAUUGCGGGCCGCAAGACUUUUGGCACGGUCGAGGGCACGCUGCUCUUCAACGGCCAGCCACGCCCGCACAACUUCCGUCGCUUGUGUGGAUACGUUGAGCAGACCGACACACUGAUGCCAACACUGACCCCGCGCGAGCACUUUUACUACACGGCACGAUUGCGACUCCCGUCUUCUUUGGAGAAGGAUGAGAUCGACGAUCAUGUGAGUUCAGUCGUCGCAAAGCUGGGGCUUCAAGGAUGCGCGGACACGGUUGUGGGAGGAUUGCGGCACCGCGGCAUUUCCGGCGGCGAGGCCAAGCGUGUCAACAUUGGCCUAGAGCUCAUCACUUCGCCCACGGUCUUGUUCUUGGAUGAGCCAUCGUCUGGAUUGGAUGCGACAACUGCAUUUGACAUUAUGCGCGUCGUACGCAAGAUUUGUGACGACGGCACUGGCGUCCUGUGUACGCUCCACCAACCAAGCCGUGAGAUCUGGGAGUUGUUUCACAACCUCGUCUUGCUCUCCACGGGAGGUGUUGCUUUCUUUGGACCGACCAACCUUGCUGUGCCGUACUUUACCAGACUUGGAUUUGAGUGCUUGCCCGGGAAAAAUCCUGCCGAGUUUGUUUUGGACGUGCUGAACAGCACCACACCAACAGGCUACACCAGUGUUCGGGGCCCGCACGUCGAUGACGAAUUCUUUUUGAAACAGUACACUGACUCUCGCAUGGCAGAGGAGCGCAACUACUCUGCUCUUGCUACGGCAGAGCAGGCGGCCGCCGAGGCAGCUGCACUCUCCGAGAAGGACUUGAACGAGACAUUUCCGCUCUUUCAAAAUUCUGCCCAGCACAACAUGAAGGUGUUGCUGCAGCGCAGCGGCGUUCGCCUGCGACGUGACUCGAACUUUUACGUCAAUCGACUGAUCGUGCCGACCAUUGUUGCCCUCAUCCUCUUGCUGCUCUACCUCGACAGUCCGUACGACAUGUCGGGCAUUCGCAAUCGGCAGUCCAUCAUCAUGUUGACCGUGACAUUCUUCCUGAUUGGAACCAACAGUCUGAUUUCGUUGUACAUUGAAGACCGAAUCUUCUUUACAAGAGAGCGCAAUGCCGCUGCGUAUCAAGUGUCUUCCUAUUACCUUGCGACCACGCUGGUCGAGCUCCCCAUUGUCACGCUGAAAGCUUUCAUAUGGGUGACACUCGUCUACUGGACGGUGCCUUUCGAUGAGACGGCGGACAAGUACUUUUUCUUCCUCGCAGUCGGCGUUGUGCUCGCGGAUAUCGGCAUUGCCGCGGCACAGUUUUUUGGGUUUUUCAUUUCGACCUUGGAAAGCGCCGUUUCUGGAAUGAUUAUCUUUGCGCUCACGGCGCUCACAUUCUCUGGUUUCUUCAUCCGGUUUCAGGACAUUCCCGAUGGUUGGAUCUGGGCGUACUAUAUCUCUCCCGCGCACUACGCCAUCGCAGCGCUUGUCAUCAGCCAAUUCGAUGGCACAACUGCGUACUCACAAACCCAGACAGUCUGCUUGACGGGCGAGACCAACCUGAUCUGCCCUGCUCCCGGAAACAGCUCGUCGCCCAUUCCCUGCACUGACCUCCUGCUUCCUUUGCCUUCCUCUGUCAUUCUAACGCAACUCGGCGCCCAAUCUGGCUUCUUCGGCUCCAUCUGGCCAAACUUUGUGGCCCUCAUCAUCUUUUGGGUGAUUUUCCGGGUGGCAUCGUACUGCGCGCUUCGUUUCCGUCAACACGGCAGACGUUAAAUUUGACGAGCGGCACGAACAAAGGGUUGGUCAAUGUUCAUUUCAUGUGUCGUCGGAUCCUUUUUGUUUUUUCGCAUCAACGUGUCUUUAAUGCGCACGAUCUGGCUUGUUUUGGAUGGGACUGUAUUGGUGCGCACUUGUAAAGUAAAAAUUGUUCCAUUUUCGAAGAAA
Molecule: messenger RNA, 2784 nt
Organism: Capsaspora owczarzaki ATCC 30864
Lineage: Eukaryota; Filasterea; Ministeriida; Capsasporidae
Exons: 11
Coding region: 67-2613 (848 amino acids)
Cellular component (GO): membrane
Molecular function (GO): ATP hydrolysis activity; ATP binding; ABC-type transporter activity
Source: RefSeq, a predicted model, not a curated record